This is a messenger RNA of Momordica charantia (bitter melon), 1678 nucleotides long. Its product is annotated as O-methyltransferase family protein. Gene Ontology annotation, molecular function: O-methyltransferase activity; protein dimerization activity. NCBI's taxonomy places the organism in Eukaryota, Viridiplantae, Streptophyta, Magnoliopsida, Cucurbitales, Cucurbitaceae. The record is from RefSeq and is a predicted model, not a curated record.
CAAAAAUCCUGCGCCGUCGUCACUCCCGAAUUUCAAAAAUGGUCGUCGGAAAAGAGAAAUCGCCGAUGGGGAAGGAAACCGCCGAGAGCGAGAGCCAGAACAGAGCGAGACUGGCCAUUCUAGAGCUCGCUAACAUGAUCAGCGUUCCAAUGUCUCUCAACGCUAUCGUGCGCCUCAAUAUCGCCGACGCCAUCUGGCAAGAAGGCUCCAACGAUCCGCUCUCCGCCUCCGAGAUUCUCUCACGCGUGCUUCCGUCCGGCGGCGACGCCGACAAUCUCAAUCGCAUCCUCCGUAUGCUCACUAGCUACGGAGUUUUCGAGGAGCAUCUCAGCCAUAACUCAUCGGAGCGCCGGUAUUCCCUCACCGACGUCGGAAAAACGCUGGUCACCGAUUCCGAUGGCCUCUCCUACGCGCCGUACGUGCUUCAGCAUCAUCAGGACGCGCUGAUGAGAGCGUGGCCUAGGGUGCACGAGGCAGCGAGUGACGCGACGACGGAACCGUUCGUGAGAGCGAACGGUGAACCGGCGUACAGUUACUACGGGAAGAGGCCGGAGAUGAACGAGUUGAUGCAGAGAGCGAUGUCCGGCGUAUCGGUGCCGUUCAUGAAGGCUAUAUUGGACGGCUACGAUGGCUUCGGAGGGGUGGAGAAAUUGGUGGAUGUGGGCGGGAGCGCCGGCGAUUGCCUGCGGAUGAUUUUACAGAAACAUCCCCACAUUAAGGAAGGGAUCAACUUCGAUCUGCCGGAGGUGGUGGCUAGGGCACCCAGCAUCCCCGGUGUGACUCACGUUGGAGGUGACAUGUUCAAGUCCAUCCCCACCGGUGACGCUAUUUUCAUGAAGUGGGUUCUGUCUACAUGGACAGACGAGGAAUGCAAGAUUAUCCUGGAAAACUGCUGCAGGUCUCUCCCGGCGGGAGGGAAACUGAUCGCCUGCGAGCCGACGCUGCCGGAGAAGACGGAUGACAGUCACCGGACACGUGCCCUUUUAGCCAACGACGUAUUCAUCAUGACAAUUUACAGGGCCAAAAGCAAGCAGAGAACUGAGGAGCAGUUCCGGCAGCUGGGCCUCUCCGCCGGUUUCUCCGCCCUCCGACCAUUCCAUAUCGAUUACUUCUAUUGUUUGUUGGAAUUCCAAAAGUGAAGGUUUGAAUACUCUUUUCAACAAUUUCUCUGCCUGUUUUAAAUAAUAUUAAGACUCAGGAGUUAGAAUCUUCUUAUACUCUGUUAGGUUACUCUAUGAAUUGAAAGUUUAAUUUAUAAGGAUACCCUGCCCUGCCCUAAAUGAAGAAAGAAAAAUAAAAAAGGUGCAAAUAAGGUCCUUUCGUUUUGACUGAAGACACCCAAAAUUUUUAUGGCUUAGGGAAGAUUUUCUAAUGAGAUUGACUAUUAGGUGGCGUGAUGUAGCAGUUAGAUGAAGGGUCAAUUUUAUGUUUAAAUAGAAUUAAAGAUGACUAGACUUGUGAACCUCUCUGUGGUUGGUUGGGUUAAAAUUAAUGUGGAUAUUGCUUGCAAAUUGAAGAAAAAUUCAUUGGACAAUCAUUAGAGACUGUAGAGGUGCUGUACAGUAGUUGAGUUUCAAUCUUGUAGUUGCAGAGGUAGUAGUUGUACAUGAAGGGUUAAAGGGGCAAUGAAAAUCUCUCUUUUGUUAACUAUUGAAUCAGAUUCCCUUUCUUCCAUUUG